UGGUACAUUCGCAAUAAAAUGGGUGUGGUUGAAUAGCGAAUAUGUGAUGCUACGUGUUUCUGGUGCAGACCGAAUGCUUUCAUGUGGGUUUGAGCUGACAGUAAGCACGUUAUCUCAAUUAUUUGGAAAUAAUUAUUUAUGCUCAAUUCACCCCGCCUUCGAUUCUGACACAGGGACAUUUGAACUGAUGGGUGGGUUACAUGCAUCUCCGGAGAGAUAGCCAAGUCGAUUGUGGUUAUUUUAAUUUGACGGGACAAGGGAUCGGCGUCUCGCAUUUUAUUUCAUUUGUUAUUUUUGGACGAGAAGGCGACGGUUAAAGCGAAGCGAACCAAACAGGGAAACGCAGAAGGAAGAUAUAACGUUACUUGGGUGGAAAGAUCGAGGCGAAUCAGCAAACACAUUAAUAAAGACAACGACGGACUUAUUUUAAACACUUUACUCUAUUUGGACCUAUUAAACCAGUCACUUGUACGACAGGUCACCUUGCACCGGCGCAUAAAGAAGUGUUUAAAAACAGCUGAAAUCAGGAAUACAGCUGUGAGAAAGGCAUCUGUCCUUCUUCUGUAAGCGAUCAUCCAGAGGACCAAAUGGUGGCUCAAUACUUCGCGAUAAUAUCGUUUUGAUGCGCUUCAUACGUAAAAACACGGAGUCGCCGAGGCCUAACCAAAGCCCCAAGAAAGAAGCACCAGGAAAGACCCGACAGUAUGCAGUCCUAAGAGUCAUCCAAAAGAAAAAAUCCCUGUGAAUUACUUCCGCCACGCACUACAGCAUUCCACUCACUUUACGUGGACAUUAAAAGCCAAACGGGAAGAUUAACAGUUGUCUAAGGGAGUGUGAGAGGUCAGAGGGCAAAGGAUUAAGGUCAUUUCAAGAUGAGUGAGCUUGAGCAGCUUCGACAGGAGGCUGAGCAACUAAGGAAUCAGAUCAGAGAUGCCAGGAAAGCAUGUGGAGACUCCACACUCGCUCAGAUAACAGCAGGACUGGACCCAGUGGGGCGGAUACAGAUGAGAACGAGGCGCACACUGCGUGGGCAUUUGGCAAAAAUCUACGCCAUGCAUUGGGGCACAGACUCCAGGCUUCUUGUUAGUGCCUCACAAGAUGGAAAACUUAUCGUCUGGGACAGUUACACUACAAACAAGAUUCAUGCCAUCCCAUUACGGUCAUCAUGGGUGAUGACAUGUUCAUAUGCACCAUCUGGCAACUUUGUGGCCUGUGGCGGACUGGACAACAUUUGCUCCAUAUACAGCUUAAAGACAAGAGAGGGCAAUGUGAGAGUCAGCCGAGAACUGGCCAGCCACACUGGUUACCUUUCCUGUUGCCGUUUCAUCGAUGACAAUCAGAUUAUCACCAGUUCAGGAGACACAACCUGCGCUCUCUGGGACAUAGAGACGGGUCAGCAGACCACCGUGUUCUCGGGUCACAGUGGUGAUGUGAUGAGUCUGUCAUUGGCUCCAGACUCGCGGACCUUCAUCUCUGGGGCCUGCGAUGCCUCCGUUAAACUGUGGGAUAUCAGAGACAGCAUGUGUAGACAGACGUUUACUGGUCACGAGUCAGACAUCAAUGCUGCCUGUUUCUUUCCCAGCGGCAGUGCGUUUGCAACAGGGUCAGAUGACGCCACCUGCAGGCUGUUUGACCUGCGUGCAGAUCAGGAGCUGUGUUUGUACUCUCACGAUAACAUCAUCUGUGGCAUCACCUCUGUGGCCUUCUCUCGUUCCGGCCGCCUGUUGCUCGCCGGCUACGACGACUUCAAUUGCAACAUCUGGGAUGCUUUGAAGGGAGAACGAGCAGGAGUGCUAGCUGGACAUGACAAUCGUGUGAGCUGUCUUGGGGUGACAGAUGAUGGCAUGGCUGUGUGUACAGGUUCCUGGGACAGUUUCCUCAAAAUCUGGAACUGACCACACACUCGGCUCACAUCUUACACGUCAUUCACCCAUUAUUGACAUUGUAUGCACACUAUGUACUUUACUGUACAUGCAGUAUGAAGUACACGUAUAUACACAGACACAAAUGCUUGACAAAUACAAGAACUGUACAUACUAUAUAUAAUGGCAUUAUGGACCACAAGUUUUAAACAGGAAUGUUUACACGCACACACUUUUUCCUUUUAAGGUUUGCUGGAUAUAUACAGUACACAGUGACUCACAAAUUAACAAGUGCAUUUGGAAGAAUGCGUGUUGAGUGAGACUCAGAUGUGUGUAGUUUGAGAGUACAAUCACAAAAUUAUUUGACACACAUUUUUUACAUACUUUUAAGAUUGUUAAAAACGAACCUUCUUUCUUGACCAUUUCUGGAAUGAACCAGUUUACUUGAGCUCUAAUUGAUGCAAUGAGCUCAAUUUAAGACUUUUCAUUUUAUUUUCAGUCCUGGUCAUUUUGUCAUCUGCACUCAAAAAUAAGACUUCAGCACUGAUAAUAGUCGAAUCACAACGAGUAUGAGAUGAAAGCUCAGAAUAAGGCCAGACAGGCUUCCUACCAAGAAAAGUCCCACUCCAUGUAGUUUGUUUUUAUAGAUGCAUAUGCAGGCAUUAUACAGUAUAUAUAUAUAUAUAUAUAUAUAUAUACAUGAUGUGUUUUUGUUUUCAAUUUAUGUUUCUAUUUGACAUUUUUAAAGCUUAUUUUAUUCAUGUUUCAUGUGUGCCACACCCUAAGAAUAAAGAAAACUAAAGAAAUAAAAA
Molecule: messenger RNA, 2674 nt
Organism: Paramisgurnus dabryanus
Lineage: Eukaryota; Metazoa; Chordata; Actinopteri; Cypriniformes; Cobitidae
Gene: gnb2
Product: guanine nucleotide binding protein (G protein), beta polypeptide 2
Biological process (GO): signal transduction
Molecular function (GO): protein binding
Source: RefSeq, a predicted model, not a curated record